This is a messenger RNA of Sclerotinia trifoliorum, 1003 nucleotides long. Lineage: Eukaryota; Fungi; Ascomycota; Leotiomycetes; Helotiales; Sclerotiniaceae. The record is from the annotation of a GenBank genome assembly.
UCAACAACCUCAUCAGAUUGACAGGGCUGAACAAAUACCCGAAUAAAGUAAUAUCCAGGCACUUUAAGCAAUGGGGGAAUCCGUGGAAUCUGUCAAUCAGAAUGGAGACGAGGUAGACGGUAAAUACGAGGAUUCACCAUUUCCUCUUACCGAUACAGAUAGAUGGGUCUUGUCACAGACAGAUGAAGAAUUUCAUCUACAUGAUUGGGAAGAGUUGAAAGAGAUCAUAGGUGAGCUACUUCCGAUUGUAUUGAUUACAUGAGCUACACUUUUAAACAGUAUAUGAUUGCAAGGGCAGAGGACAUGCGAAGGAUCACCAGUGUGAUGAGAAUUGGUUCUUGGGGCUGUAAUGUGAUGUGUUGGGGCUCAACACAGCUUUUUUCCACAUGGCAUUGUACAUUUCCGCCCAAUCAUAUUUCUAAUUGUCAUCAAGCAACAAAUAAUCUCUCAGUCCUCAAACGAAAGCCCUCUGAUCUUCGUCGCUAUAUGUCCUGGUCUGCAGCUAUUAAAGCGGAGUAUGGAAGUAUGAUGAAUUACAUCCUCCAGCAUCGACUUCCCUGGGGUUCUCCGCCAUUUACCUACGUGUCCUCAAUUCCCUUUCAGAAUCCCUCGGAUUAUAAGAUUUUGCUAAAUGAUUGGCCAUAUGGUCUCUCGAAGAAUGUUACUCAUUUCGUAGUGUGGUCAAAAACACCGAUCGCCACCGACGAUGAGAACGGAGACAUGACGGAUGAGAGCAGGACAAUCAUCGAAGAUUUUGUGAAGAGAACAUUUGCUGAUAGGUUGGAUGGCAAUGACAGAGUAAUGUGGUUCAAGAAUUGGGUCGCAUUGCAGAGUGUAAGAGCCCUUGAACAUGUUCAUGUUCUAAUCAAAGAUGUCCAAAAGGAUGAUGUUGAAUUUUGGACGGGAAACAAGGUAUAAAAUCAUGUAUAUACACGGAAAUGUAUCUGUAUGGAACUCAUGUACGACACUCAUACCACCCAGAAUGGAAAAUUCCUAUCUCGCG